AUUUAUUUAGUAUAUUUAGGUUACAAUAUGCAUUACUUUAAUGACAACUUAUGUUUUAAAUACUGGAGGGCUAAUUUUUACAGUAGGAGUGUGCUAUUAGCAAAGGCCAUAAGACGGUUGAAUUGAGCUCGGAAAGGGAGGGGAGGAAAGCCGGAUGGAACCCUGUUGUCUUUCUAGGUCAGGGUUAGUCGGUACCGGUUAGACAGUGAAAGAGAAAAGGUCAACGCAGGAAUUUGGUAUUUCCCUGACUUCUCAAGAUGAAAGUACGGGCUCUAGGGCUUCUCUAGGCUGUGAAAGAAGCCCACGAGUCUUCCUGGCAUGCCCCUAAGUGGCAGUAGGUUUAGGAUGGAGGUGGCAGGACGGAGGCCCGUGGUACUCGCCCGCGCCCUCUGCACCCCUGUCCGGAGGCCAGGAUGGCCGCGCCCACCCUGGGUAAAUUUCAGGAGUGCCUGCCCGGGGCUGGAGAACUCCGUCAGGCUGUGCGAACCGGAUCCUGCGAAGAAGAUGGCAUUCCCUGUGGAUAUGCUGGAAAAUUGCAGCCAUGAGGAACUGGAAAAUUCUGCCGAAGAUUACAUGUCAGAUUUAAGGUGUGGGGACCCUGAAAAUCCAGAGUGUUUUUCUCUUCUCAAUAUUACGAUUCCUAUUAGCCUGUCAAAUGUAGGCUUUGUACCUCUUUAUGGUGGAGAUCAGACCCAGAAAAUUCUUGCUCUCUUUGCACCUGAGGAUUCACUGACAGCUGUUGCACUUUACCUUGCUGAUCAGUGGUGGGCUAUUGAUGAUAUUGUGAAAACAUCUGUUCCUUCAAGAGAGGGGCUUAAGCAGGUGAGCACUCUUGGGGAGAGAGUGGUUCUGUAUGUUCUGAAUCGAAUUAUUUAUAGAAAACAGGAAAUGGAGAGAAAUGAGAUCCCAUUCCUGUGUCAUAGCAGUACUGAUUACGCUAAGAUUCUGUGGAAGAAAGGAGAGGCCAUUGGGUUUUAUUCAGUUAAGCCUACAGGAAGUAUAUGUGCCUCUUUUCUUACCCAAAGUUACCAACUGCCAGUUCUCGAUACAAUGUUUCUAAGGAAGAAAUACAGAGGUAAAGAUUUUGGGCUUCACAUGCUGGAGGACUUUGUUGAUUCCUUUACAGAAGAGGCACUUGGCUUGCGGUAUCCACUAUGUUCUCUCAUGUACACAGCUUGCAAGCAGUAUUUUGAGAAGUAUCCAGGAGAUCAUGAACUCCUUUGGGAAGUUGAAGGUGUUGGACACUGGUACCAGCGAAUACCAGUCACCAGAGCAUUACAGAGAGAAACACUUAAAAUACCAGCAGUUUCUCAAAAUGAACCUAAAAGACCUAUGACUGGAGAAUAUGGUCCUGCAUCUGUUCCAGAAUAUGAAGCAGGAACUGAAGACAAUCAGUCUAGUGAGAUGCAGCUAACUAUUGAUUCUUUAAAAGAUGCCUUUGCAAGCACUUCUGAAGGUCAUGAUAAAACAUUUGUUUCCACUCGUACUCGAAGUAGUAAUCUAAAGCGGCCGAAGAUUGGAAAGCGGUUUCAGGAUUCUGAAUUUAGCAGUUCUCAAGGAGAAGAUGAAAAGGCUUCCCAGACUUCAUCUACAGCUUCAAUAAACAAAUUGGAGUCUACUGUGCGCACCUCAGACAGCCCAGAAGAAUUUCUGGAAGAAGAAUCCGAACAGAGAGGGAUUGAAUUUGAGGAUGAAAGCAGUGAUAAAGAUGCAUGGCCAGCACCAGAAACCCAGCCACAGCAAGAGAAGCAAGAUGGCGAAAAGGAAUCUGAAUUAGAGCCUAUGAAUGGUGAGAUAAUGGAUGAUUCUCUUAAAACCUCAGUUAUAACAGAAGAGGAAGACUCCACUAGUGAGGUUUUAGAUGAAGAAUUAAAAUUGCAGUCUUUUAAUUCCAGUGAAGACUCCACAAAUCUUAUUCCACUGGUGGUAGAAUCUUCAAAAGUCCCUGAAGCAGAUGCAUCAGAUAAGACCCCACAUACAGCUGACUCAGAAAUGAUGGAUGAAGGUACCUCUGAUGAAAAGGGGCACAGAGAAGAGAAACUGUCCCCACUUCCAAGAAAGAAAGCACAUCUUGGGAGUUCAGACAGUGUUGCUACUAUGUCAAAUGAAGAACGAUCUGAUGGUGGUUUUCCAAACUCUGUGAUAGCUGAAUUUUCUGAAGAACCAGUCUCUGAGAAUUUAUCUCCCAACACUACUUCCUCAUUGGAAGACCAGGGUGAGGAGGGGGUAUCUGAGCCCCAGGAAACAUCUACUGCUGUUCCUCAGAGUUCCUUGAUAGAGGUUGAACUUGAAGAUGUGCCAUUUGCACAGAAUGCAGGACAAAAGAACCAGUCAGAGGAGCAGUCUGAAGCAUCUUCUGAGCAACUGGAUCAGUUUACACAAUCAGCAGAAAAAGCUGUGGAUAGCAGCUCAGAGGAAAUAGAAGUUGAAGUGCCUGUGGUAGACAGGAGGAAUUUAAGAAGAAAGGCCAAAGGGCAUAAAGGACCUGCUAAGAAGAAAACUAAGUUGACCUGAAGGAAAAAGAAAUGCAGAUGAUAAACCAUCUUCUUUGUAACAUAAUUGUUGUUUUUAAAAUAUGGUAAUUAAUAAACAGCAUGGGGUACAGCACAAAAGUUUCCAAAAUUUCAAUUUGAACUUACUUACUAUGCAGUUUUUUGCUUCCCUUUAGAACAUAGAAUUCACCAUUCCUUUUAAUUUUUCAGGCUAUUUUUGGUAAAUCCAAUUUUUUUAUUUUUGUUAAUCAUGUUUCAAUUUUGGGAAACCAGAUCAUAUUAUAUUUUAUCAGGUGGUAUAUCUGACCAUUAUUUCAAAAAUGUAAUUAAAAAACUGAAAGUAGCAGCAUUUCCUUUACUUAAAAGGAUCACAAAAAUCUUUUAUACUAAAGGUUUUAAUAAAGUAAAACUUGGUGAGGGUUCUAGAAGUUUUAAAUUUCAAAACUAAUCACCAUUUUAAAAAAUGUUGGCAUGCCUAAACGAGUGUCAGUAAAUUAUAAUAAAUAUAACUUCAAGUAAACAAGAGCACAAAAACAAACUCUGGUCAAAGGUUCAUGAAGAUACUUUGGUUUUGGCCUCUAGUUUUUUCCCUUUGAUUUCAGUAUCUUUGGAAAGGUAUACGUAAACUGUUUCUGAUUCAUUCUAUCAUCUGAUGUUAACAGUAUCGUCAGGGAUUUAACUGUGGCAUGUGGGGACUAAUAAAAUUUAAAAUUUCAUUUGAAGUAUAGGUUUGCUAUAGUUUUCUUCUGUCUGCAUAUGUGCAGAUGCCUAGAAGUUUAGACUCCAGUUUCACCUUUAAUUAGGUAAAAAUCCCAACUAAUAUAAUUUAGGGACAUAGUUUAAUUUUGACUUCUGGCCUGAUCAAGAUUAAGCUGGAGAUUUUACUUUUAUCCCCACUCAGUUAAUAUGUAUAUUUCAGAAAUGUGAGGCUUCUUCCUGAGGCAUCUCUUUAAAAUCUUGCCACCUCCCUAAUUCUGCAGUCUUAUUUAUAUUUCCCAUAGUGUUCAUCCACGUCUUUCCAACUCAUGGAGUGAUUCUCCAAUCAACAGAGUUUCCUGCCUGCCGGCUUAUGCCCUUGAUGUCCAUUUUUGGGUAGGUUUGGAGGUACACCCCACAAUAUUAGACCUAUAUGGCAGGAGUAAAACUGCCCUGGGGAGCUAUAGUUACAAGGGCUUCAACCAGAAAUCAGAUUGGAGGCUUCAGUCAUCCUUCGAUUUGUUCUGAGUACUGGUUGCACACUAGCCUAUUAAGUAUAUGUUGUGUUAUCAUAGCAAAGGCCUGGGAAAAUUUGAAAAAAAAUCCCUGAACUGUUAGUUUUUGUAUAGUAAUUUAUUAAAAAAUGAACAAAAUGGUUCCUCUUAGAAUCCAAAGAUAAUCUCAGAACAAUUCUACUCUUUGGAAAUAUUACAUGUACUCACAUUUGCACUAAGUUGGAGAAUAUUUUGAGACCAUUUAGAUUGUUUUAAAAAUAGCUUGAUCUUGAUCCUUAUGUGAAAGAAACAUGACUUUGUCAUUAUUUGAGGUAGCUAAGGAUUGAUGUUGAAAGUUUAUUCACUUUAUAUAUAGUAAGCUGAUGUCACGUCAGCAAAUUUUGUUUUGGGAUAUUGGGGAUUUGAGAUUUUGGGAUUUUAAAUUAACUAAUUUUCAAUCUAAUUAGUUAAUUUAAAAUCUUUUAGCAGUCAAAAUAGUAAACCCUCCUAUUUGUGUUAGAUUUUGAACACUUGUAUUACCCUAUAUUUUCUUUAUUGGUCAGCGGUAAGCCAGAUUAUUUCAUUCUAAAUGAAAAUUAAAGCACUUUGGCCAUUUUCUUCAACAAACACUAAUAUUAAGUAAAAAAAACAAAAGUAUUAGUGAAUCUACCAAACAUUUAUGCUGUUUUAUACAUUUUAUGAGAAAUUCCUGUCAAUAUCAUAAAAGGAAAUGUCCUGUUAAGAUUCAGUAAAUUCUUAACCCUUACAGUUGUCAUUUCUUAGGUUAAAAACAACACUUUUAGAUAUUUUAUUUUUGCUUGGGUUUAAAACAUUUUCUUUUCAAAUUAAACAUGGAAUGCUUCAUGAAUUUGUGUGUCAUCCUUGCACAGGGUCCAUGCUAAUUUUACCUGCAUUAUUCCAAUUUUAGUAUAUGUGCUGCUGAAGUGAGCACCAAAAGACUUUCUUUCAACAGGUGUACUUUUUUAAAGACUGAGCUCACUGGGUCAACUCUUGAUGUGUGAAUAUAGUGGAGUUUACAAAAAAUGUUUAAUCAUAUAUGACCACUGGGGACUAACAGUAUAAAUUUCUUCUUGUUAAACUUGUUUGGAUUAAAUGGUGAAUUGUAGGCAAUUUAGAAGUUUUUUGUUCAGUAUACAGGAAGACUUAUGUUACAGAUGAUCUCUGACAGAAAAUGUUAUUUUGGGGUUUAUAGAUUUAUAGAGGGAAAAGUUAGAUCACAUGGAAAAACCUAACUCAUGUUCAGUAACUUGAGUAUAGAAUUUAUAACACAAUUUAUCUUCAAUAAGGAAUCUACACGAAAAAAUUUCACAAUUACAGAGGACUGAAAAUGUGAUUUCAACCAGCUAGCCUAGUUGUUGAAUGUCCAGUCACAUUAUACCUAGUCCUUUGUGAACUUAUUUGUGAAGGGAGUUCACUUUUUGUGUAUAUAUGUGUAUAUUUCCUUGUGUAAUAUAAAGCAGAUGGUUAUUAGCAAUAUUUUAGUUCUUUCAAGUUUAAAUUAUUCAAUUGCUAGACAUCACAGAAAUUAGUAUAUUUAAGAAUUUAUUACAAAGCUCCUCUACGACUUUUAAAGGUGAGAGGGUCUAUUAUGAUUUUUUAUAAAAUCAAAUAGCAUGAUUUAAAAUGUCAGUCUUCUACUUAAAAUGUGUCUAUAUUCAUGGUAUAUCCAUUCAGUGUAGAUGGUAAGGAAAACAUCUAGUCGUUGAAUAUUUACUUUUAGCAGACUCCAGAACACUACCUACAAUGGUUUCAGUGACUAGAAAUCUUGAAGGUUUUUAUGAUUGCAUCAAAUUGAACCUGUAAUAAUAUCUAAAUAUCUGCUCUUAUGUUCUGCUUGAUCCUUUGGGAUUACUUUCUAAGGUUUGGUCACACCAGCAAACUGAAACAGAUCUUAAUGUAAAUAAAGAAUUUAUACUAAUAUUACUCAUCUGUGUUACAGUAUUUUGGAAACAAGUUUCUGCCUUGUAUGUCCAUUAGUAGCAAUAUGAUGUUUCAGGUGUCAUCUAGUGUUUUAUGGGUGUGAUUAGUUACAAGUGUUAUGCUUAUGUUUUCAUACUCAAUAUCAAGCUUUCUUUGUACUUUACAAAAUAGCAAUUUAUUUUUGGUUCUACAAAAAACAAGCAAAUUUCAUUUUUGUAGUAUUCAGAAAUUACCUGGAGUCAGUUUUUUUUUUUUUUUUUCCCCACCUUCUUGAAGUUGUGAUCUACGCAUAACCCAUUUAUAUUAGUGGCAAAAUUACUUGCUAAAAUCUAAUUGUAAGAAAGGCUUAGCUUCUGUCAUCAAGUGAUUGUAUCAUCUUGGAUCAUCAUUUCCAAGGAACUAGCCUUUCUUUUUCUAAAUGUCUGUAUGUGUUCUAAAACCUCUAGUGUAUUUAUACAACUUAGAAAAAAUGUUAACAUUCAGAGUAGCAAGUCUUACUGAAGUAUUUUGUUUGUUUUCUUGGUAGUUUUUUUUUUUUAAAGUAAGUUUAAAAGUAGUAAUUAAACCUAUAUUUUAUAAUUGUUUCCUGGUCUGUGUUUUGAAAUUCUUUUCCUUCUGUUUUCCUCAUGAAGAUGUUUCAGAUACAGAAUUUGUUUAGACAGUGAAUGACUUCGUUAAAGGCACAAUUAAUCACAUUGGUUGUAUUCUGAAGACAGACUUUAAAAAAAUAAACAACUUAAAACAA
Molecule: messenger RNA, 6368 nt
Organism: Callithrix jacchus (white-tufted-ear marmoset)
Lineage: Eukaryota; Metazoa; Chordata; Mammalia; Primates; Cebidae
Gene: FAM169A
Product: family with sequence similarity 169 member A
Source: RefSeq, a predicted model, not a curated record